CCUUUUGUGUCCUCUCUCCUUUUGCGUCCUCUGUCUUUUUGUCUUCUGUCCUUUUGCGUCCUCUGUCCUUUUGAAGGAGCAGCUGAGUGUGGAGGACAGGGACCUUGGACAGACAAGACAGAGGGAGGAGGUUUUGAGGAAACGCCUUUAACAUACCUGUGCAGGUGUGUGAGUGGGCGGAGCCUGUGAUGACAUUACUGAGUGGAGCUGAGCUCAGAGCAGAUAACGACGAUGAUGAUGAUGAUGAUGUUCUGCUGCGGUGUCGCAGCUGCCGCCGUCUGCGUCUUCACGGUGGUGUGGAGGCGAGCAGAGGGUCGUGAUGAUGGACGUGGGGGCGGGGCCAGUGGCGUCCUGUGGACAACCGCCCUGUUGGCCGCCGCCCUUUGUUACAUUGUCUCUCCUGCUGUGAGCGGAGUCGUCGUCCUGUGCUGCGUCCUGAUGAAGAUCUGUGUGAGGAAGAGGAGAGGAGACCUGAGGACGAGGGGGGCGGUGCUUAUCACAGGUUGUGACUCUGGCUUUGGCCACACCCUCGCGCUGCAGCUGAGUCACAUGGGCGUGACGGUGUUCGCAGGAGUGUUGGACAUGAAAGGGGGCGGAGCUCAGCGUCUGAGAGCACGAGCGUCUGAGAAGCUGCAGGUGCUGCAGCUCGAUGUGACGGACAGCGUCCAGGUGGAGACGGCGCGUCAAUACGUCUGCGCUCAGGUGGGACGCACAGGUCUCUGGGGUUUGGUGAACAACGCAGGAAUCCUUCCGUGUCCCGCAGAUGCCGAGCUCCUCCCACUCUCUGACUACAGACGCUGCAUGGACGUCAACUUCCUGUCAGCUGUCCACAUGUGUCAGGUCUUCCUCCCUAUGCUGAGACGCUCACGAGGACGCAUCGUCAACGUGUCCAGCCUGGCAGCUGAGGUUCCGAUGCCGCUGUUCGCUGCGUACGGCGCGUCUAAAGCUGCACUCAGCGCUUUCUCCACCAUGAUGAGACUGGAAACUUCUCAGUGGAACGUGAACGUGUCACUGAUCCAACCAUCAGGGUUCAGAACCAAUCUGUUUGGGGACAGUGAUGUCAUUUGUCGUUACAAAGACCACCUCCUGGCGUCGGCGUCCUCUGAAGCCAGAGAGGAUUAUGGGGACUCAUACAUCUUGUCCCUCCCCUCCUGUCUGUCCUCCAUGUCCCAGACUUCGGCAGAGGAUCUGUCCCCUGUGGUGGACGCCAUGUGUCACGCUCUGCUGUCUGUCCAUCCCAGAGCCGUGUACUCACCUGGACAGAUGGGCUGGCUGCUGCCGUUCCUCCACCGCCACUGUCCCACCGCCAUCUUUGACCUCAUCAUCACCACGCUCAUUACAUACAAAGUAGGUGAGCCUGCAGGACUGAGGACCACCUGAGACGUCUGCGUCUCCUCCAGUUUCUUUUAAUUCACGUCUUACUUUGAAAAUGUUUAUGGUGAAAAGGUUUUUUCUCAGAUUAAUUCCAUGUGAUUAUUUGAAUCGGAGUUUUCAGGUUGUUUAUUCUGAUAAAUCAACAGUAACACAUUCUUCCUGCUGUGAUGAAUGGAUGAUGCAUAAUAAAAGGGUGAAACAGGU
Molecule: messenger RNA, 1578 nt
Organism: Solea senegalensis (Senegalese sole)
Lineage: Eukaryota; Metazoa; Chordata; Actinopteri; Pleuronectiformes; Soleidae
Gene: hsd17b2
Product: hydroxysteroid (17-beta) dehydrogenase 2
Exons: 5
Coding region: 232-1380 (382 amino acids)
Molecular function (GO): oxidoreductase activity
Source: RefSeq, a predicted model, not a curated record